AUGGCGUCGUGGAACCGAGAGAUUGUGGUUCUUAUGCUGCAAUUUCUCAAGGAAGCGAAUUACAUGGAGUCUAUGCACAGGCUGGAGAAAGAGUCGGGAUUCUUUUUCAAUACAGAGUAUUUUGGUGAGAAAAUUCUUGCUGGAGAAUGGGAUGAAGUUGAGACGUACUUGUCAGGUUUUACCAAGCUUGAUGAUAACGGAUACUCAACGAGAAUAUUCUUUGAGAUCAGGAAACAAAAGUAUCUUGAGGCUCUUGAUCGGCAAGAUAGGGCAAAAGCAGUCGAGAUACUUUACAAAGAUCUGGCAUUCCUCUCCACUUCCGAGGAGGGACUUUACAAAGAAAUGACUCUACUUUUAAUUUUGCCAAACUUCAGGUUAAAUCAGAACCUUUCCACAUAUGGAGACAUUGAAAAUGCUCGGAGCAUAGUGUUAGAAGCAGUUAAAAGACUUAUCGAAGCGAAUCCUCUUUUUCAUGAGAAAUUGAUAUACCCUACCUUGAGAACUUCGAGACUGCGGACUCUGAUUAGUCAAAGUCUUAAUUGGCAGCACAGUUUUUGCAAUAAUCCUAGACCAAACCCACAUAUUAAAACUCUAUUCACAGACCACACGUGUCCAAACCCAAAUGGUGGUGCUGUUGCUGCUAAUGCUGGUGCUUUAGCUAAUUGGAUGGCUGAUGCGCCUGCCGUUGUUAUACCUGCCUCAAUGUUUCUACCUCAGAAUCAAGUACCAAUUCUGAAGCGACUGAGAACACCACCAGCAACUCCAGGUAUAGUAGAUUAUGAGAAUCCGGAUCAUGAACGAACGAAGCGUCUCCGCCCUGCUCCAUGGUCGCUGGAAGAUUUGCCAACAAAGCCAGCUAUGGCGUUGCAUCAAGGAUCGACUGUGACAAGCAUGGAUUUCCACCCUAUGCAAAAUACAUUACUUCUUGUCGGAUCUGUGACUGGAGAAAUCACGUUGUGGGAACUCUCCGUUCGAGAGAAGCUGGUUUCAAGGCCAUUCAAGAUAUGGGAUACGGAUAACCGUACACUUCCAUUUCAGGUUGAAUCCCAUGCCGGUGCUGUGAAUGACUUGGCUUUCGCUAAUCUGGACAAAAAAGUAUAUGUAGUUACUUGCGGAGAUGAUAGGCUAAUCAAGGUAUGGGAUGUCUCUGGUUGGAAGCAAUUUAUUACCUUUGAAGGUCACGAUGCUCCUGUUUAUUCCGUUUGUCCUCAUCAGAAAGAGAACAAUCAGUGUACUACGAUGCUUUACAGUGCUGAUGGGACUAGAUUGUUCUCUUGUGGAAAGAGUGAAGAUGGAGACUCUUUCCUGGUUGAGUGGAACGACAGUGAAGUAUCAAUUAAAAGGAAAUAUUUUGGGUGUAGCAAAAAGUUGACAGGUGCAGCUCAGUUCGAUAGCUCAAAGAACCACUUUCUUGCUGUUGGUGAAGACGGGCAAAUCAAGUUCUGGGAUAUGGACAAGAUCAAUGUUCUGACUAGCACUGAUGCUGAGGGUGGACUCCCGGCUCUCCCUCGUUUGAGAUUUAACAAGGAAGGGGAUCUACUAGCCGUUUCUACAGCAGAUGAAGGAUUUAAGAUCUUAGCAAACGAAGCUGGUUUCAAAUCUCUGGGAGUUGUUCCUGUUGCAUCUGUCAGCUCUCUAGUCAGACCCUCUCCAAUGCUGACUGGAGUUGCUGCCUCAAGCUCAAGGAUUGAUGAGUCAGCAGACAAACCACAACCUCGGCAAUUAGCUGAAAUCUUGGACCCUUCCCAUUGUCGCCAGGUUACUUUACCGGAUACCACUGGUUCUUCCACAAAGGACGUUCGGCUUCUGUAUAUGAAUUCGGGCGUUGGAAUCUUGGCACUAGGUAUUAAUGGUAUCCAGAGACUAUGGAAAUGGGUUAAAAGUGAGGAGAACCCUGAUGGAAAGGCAACCACUACUGUUGCUCCUCAGCUUUGGCAACCAGACAGUGGUGUUCUCAUUACAAACGAUGUCUCUCGUGUAAACCUUGAAGGGUCUACUCCAUGUAUGGCUCUCGCUAAGAACGACUUAUACGUUAUGUCGGCUGUUGGAGGAACAGCCUCGCUGCUCAACAUGCUGACUUUUAAGGUGAUGAAAAAAUUCUUACAGCCUCCACCAGCAUCAACAAUUUUAGCGUUCCAUCCUCAAGACCAUUUCAUCAUCGCUAUUGGAAUGGAUGACUCCAUGAUUCGCAUCCAGAAUCUCCAAACGUAUGUGAUCAUAGCAAAUCUAAACGGUCACAAAGAACGCAUCACCGGCUUAUCAUUUUCUACAACCCUAAACAUAUUGGUUUCAUCUGGUGCUGAUGCACAGUUAUCCGUUUGGAGCUUAUACACAUGGGAGAAGAGGAAAUCAGUUGCAAUACAAAUGCCAGCAGGCAAACCCGCCAGUGGAGACACACGGGUUCAGUUUCAUGUCGAUCAGAUCCAUGUUCUGGCAGUCCAUGAGACGCAACUGGCGAUAUUUGAUGCUUCCAAGAUGAAUUGUGUCCGACGGUGGAUUCCACAAGACUCGUUGUCUGCUCCUAUAUCUUCAGCAGUGUUUGCAUGCAACAGCAAGUUGAUCUACACCGCUUUCCGUGAUGGUAACAUUGGAGUGUUCGACGCAGACAGUCUCAGAUUAAGAUGUCGUAUCUCUCCAUCCGCCUACUUUCCUCAAGGGAGCCAAGGCUUGUCUCCUCUAGUUGUGGCGGCUAACCCGAAAGAUCCAAACCAGUUUGCAAUUGCUUUGAACGAUGGGUCAAUUAAGGUGAUUGAACCGACAGAGGCUGAAGCCAUGUAG
This is a messenger RNA of Arabis nemorensis, 2778 nucleotides long. The record is from the annotation of a GenBank genome assembly. Lineage: Eukaryota; Viridiplantae; Streptophyta; Magnoliopsida; Brassicales; Brassicaceae.